Messenger RNA from Batrachochytrium dendrobatidis JAM81, 573 nucleotides. RefSeq lists its product as uncharacterized. The transcript has 4 exons. Gene Ontology annotation, biological process: maturation of SSU-rRNA from tricistronic rRNA transcript (SSU-rRNA, 5.8S rRNA, LSU-rRNA). Bases 1 to 573 code for a protein of 190 amino acids. The record is from RefSeq and is a predicted model, not a curated record. Gene Ontology annotation, cellular component: 90S preribosome; nucleolus. Lineage: Eukaryota; Fungi; Chytridiomycota; Chytridiomycetes; Rhizophydiales.
AUGUUUGAUAAUGAAUGGAUUGCAUUCUUGUUUUACUGUUUCAACUCAUGUCUGUCAUUUAGGCCAGCAGAAAUCACAUCAAAAAGACCGGUUACACGCAAGAGACGAGUUGUCGAGGUUUCUAAAAAGGCAGUGAGAGAUCCUCGGUUUGAAGCGUAUACGGGUGAACUCAACGAGGGUCUGUUUAAGCGAUCGUAUGGAUUUAUUGACGACUACGAACGUAGUGAGAUAGCCAUGCUUAAAGACGAAAUCAAAAAUGAACCCAAUUCGGAACGAAGAGCCCAACUUCAAAAAACCAUGACAAGCAAGGUUUCAAGACUAUCCACCAACGAAAUAAAGGAAAAGACUCAAAAACUCAAGCGAGAAUGGCGCAAAACUGAAAGUGCCAAGGUGCAACAGGGCAAGACACCCUUUUUCCUCAAAAACUCCGAGUUGAAACGACGUCAAUUGGUAGACAAGUUCAAGUCACUCACUGAAAAGGGAAUGGAUCUCGACAAAGUACUUGAAAAACGGCGCAAGAAGAAUGCAAGCCGUGAACACAGGCAUAUUCCUUCUCAGCGGAGAUCUCGCUGA